GCAAGGGCGAUCGUGGGAACUAAACCCAACGCUAAUGUCGACCGCCAUCUCCUGCCUCUGCAUCUUCUUUAAAGACGACAGAACAAGAUGAUGCCCUUCCAGUGGCUCACCCGGCUCUUCUCUACCGUCCUUUCCUUCAUCAUGCCGUCCCCUGGCCCUUCCGACGACAUGUGUAUCUUCGCAACCGAGCCUCAGCGGGGGGCGACGAGCGCUACGCUCCUUCUCAGCGCGCUUAAGAACCGUAACGAUUUCCUCCGGCGAGGCCUCGGUAAUAUUCAUGUCGAACAAAUCGAGUACCGUAAGUGUUGUCCAUCCCAUAAUGUGUCUCAGCACGAGUACCUCGUGGUGACCGUGAAGGAAUCUUCGGGAGCUGGGCGGAGUGGGUUCCUCAUGGUAGAUAGGUUGCACGAUUCACCUACACCGAAUGCCUCACAGUCCAAUUCUUCUACCGCUUCUUCCUCGACUACCACUGAUGAUCACUGGGAUACCCCAAACCGUCUUCAUCACUUCGGCGCCAAAGUCAAGAAUUUCAGCAAGUGGUAUCCUAUUGAUGCAUUCGACAGAGUCGUCAUCUUGCGCAGCAUCGACGAAGCCCUGGAGGUGCAGGGUGGAUGCCCGUACCAUUGCCUUAUGACGAUGGACUUCAGUCAGGCGCAAAGACGCGUCACCCUCGAGCACUUUCUCCUCCUCCUCCAGACCACCUCGACGAACACUGUAGUGUACCACCUCAUCUUUGCGCAGUGCUACUGGUUUGCAUACACCAUUUGGAAGGUUCUCGAUAUGGAGGCAGCACCGCAUAUAGCACGGACAAAGUAUGCUCCAUUACAGGGCAGGAAUCCUGAGUUGGCGCCGGGCAUGGUCCUUGGGAGAGGCGAUGAAGUGAACGAAUGGAGGGCGCCGGAGACGGUCAAGCUGCAGUGGGAAGAAGCAAAAGUUAUCGCGGACCAGGAGUGGGUUGAGUUGCGAGACGCGCUUCUUGCUCCAGAGAGGGCCCGUACACGGGCAGAGGAAGCCCUUCAGCAAGAACGGGUAGCCCGUCAACAGGCAGAGGCAGAGGUCAAUCAGCUUCGAGCGACGUUAGCGAGGUAUCAGUCCCCUGCUGGUGAUAGGUCCUAUACACAGUAAAUUCUUCUUGUUUCUCCUUCCUCCACAUCGUUUUCGUUCUUCCUAUCUUUCCAUCGUGCUAUGUAAUACUACCUACGCUCCCUGCUUUCAUUGCUAACUAUCUGCUUUCGAUGCUUCUGCGAUAAUGUAGUUUUAUGCCGUGUUUUGUUUUGAUGACCGCUGCUAAAUGUGAUAGUGUUUCUUUUGACAGUCA
This is a messenger RNA of Guyanagaster necrorhizus, 1318 nucleotides long. RefSeq lists its product as uncharacterized. The coding region runs from base 88 to 1125 and encodes 345 amino acids. Lineage: Eukaryota; Fungi; Basidiomycota; Agaricomycetes; Agaricales; Physalacriaceae. The record is from RefSeq and is a predicted model, not a curated record. The transcript has 2 exons.